Molecule: messenger RNA, 5791 nt
Organism: Notothenia coriiceps (black rockcod)
Lineage: Eukaryota; Metazoa; Chordata; Actinopteri; Perciformes; Nototheniidae
Gene: eea1
Product: early endosome antigen 1
Exons: 30
Coding region: 108-4310 (1400 amino acids)
Biological process (GO): endocytosis
Cellular component (GO): early endosome
Molecular function (GO): 1-phosphatidylinositol binding; metal ion binding
Source: RefSeq, a predicted model, not a curated record
UUCGCCGCCGCUGCCUGAGCUCAGUCAGGUGCUCGUUAUCCAGCGACGUAAACUUUCCAUUUGGAAAACUGAUUGGAUUUAGUGUCAGGACAAACACAGUUGAGGCCAUGCUAAGACGGAUCCUUCAAAUGACUCCUGGGAAGGGAGGCUCCCAGAACGCAGAGUCGGAGCCGCCCAGCACAGACCUGAACCACGAUCAGACGUCUGAGGGCUUCAUCUGUCCUCAGUGCAUGAAGUCUCACAACUCAGCAGAGGAGCUGUUCAAGCACUAUGAGCUGUUCCAUGAUACCGGAGACCUACCCUCUAACAUGGCCCCAACUCGGGAGGACCUUACGAUGCUUCGGCAGGAGGUUCAGGACCUGCAUUGUUCUCUUAAGGAGGAAAAGUGGUUUGCCGAAGAACUCAAGAAGGAGUUAGGCAAAGUCCAAGGACAACUGAAGCAAAAUGAUGGACAGAUGCCGGGCUCUGAGGAUUUAGCGCUUGAAAAGAAGCUGAACGAAGCAGAGACAGAAAAGUUCAACAUCAAGCAGAUGAAAGACCUGUUUGAGCAGAAGGCUACGCAGCUGGCCACAGAGAUAGUAGACUUGAAGUCCCGCUAUGAUGAGGAGAAGAGUCUGAGGGAGGCUGCUGACCAGAGACUGGGCCGACUGACCGAACAGCUUCAGAAGGAGAAGCAGGAGAACGAGAGACUCCAAACAGAACUGCUGCAGCGGCCGGGAGUGGAGGACGUGGAGGUGCUGCAGAAGGAGCUGGUGCAGGUCCAGACCCUGAUGGGCAGUUCCACCCGUGAGAGGGAGGAGGAGUCUGAGCGCCUCAAGACCCAGUACCAGCAGCUGCAGGCUAACCACACUACCUCUGAGAUUCUUAAACUGGAGAUGACCAUAUCCCAACUAAAAGCAGAGCUGGAGAAGGGUCCCCAGGAAGCAGCUGUCUACACACAGCAGAUCCACCAGCUGCAGAGCAAUCUGAACAAUCUGCAGCAGCAGAGCCAGAGCCUGUCUGAGAAGCUUCAACGUAAGGAGAAAGAGAACAAGGACCUGGAGGAGCGAUUUGGAGCUGAGAAGGCUGCCAAGAAGGGUGCUCAAGGCAGCCUGAGAGAGAGGGAGCUGGAGGUUCAGGAGCUCCAGGCCCGGGCCACGGGGGCUGAAGCCUCCCUGCAGAAGGCCCAGGCGCAGCUGGGAGAGAGGGCUGAGGAGGUGGCAAAGCUGAAGAGUGAGAUCACCGAGCUGGAGGUGAAGCACGCAGAGCUGAAGGUGGAGAGGAAACAGUUGGAGCAGCAAAGGGAGGACAAAGACAGCCAAGGUGCUCAGCAGCAGACUGAGAUCAGCCAGCUGCAUGCCAAACUGCUGGAGGCGGAGAGGCAGCUGGGCGAGGUGCAAGGUCGUCUGAAGGAACAGAGGCAGCUGUCUGGGGAGAAACUAAAUGACCGCGAGCAGCAAGCCGCCGACCUGCAGCUCAAACUGUCCCGGGCAGAAGAACAGUUGAAGGAGAGUGCCAGUAAGAAUACAGACAUACAGCACCAGCUGGAGAAAGCUAAGCAGCAGCACACAGAGCUGCAGGCGCUGCAGCAAAACACCAACGGCAAACUGCGCGAGGCACAGAACGACCUGGAGCAGGUCCUGCGUCAGAUCGGAGACAAGGACCAGAAGAUCCAGAAUCUGGAGGCUCUGCUGCAGAAGAGUAAGGACAUUGUGACCCAGCUGGAGACCGAGAGGGAGGACCUGUGUGCCAAGAUCCAGGCCGGAGAGGGAGAGACGGCUGUGCUCAACCAGCUGAAAGAGAAAAACCACGCACUACAAGAACAGGUCACACAGUUGACAGACAAGCUGAAGAACCAAUCAGAGAGCAACAAGCAAGCCCAGGAUAACCUCCAUAAGCAGGUCCAGGAGCAGAAGACCCUGCUGCGCUGCGCCCAGGACCGAGCCCUCACCCUGGAGACCUCCGUCACCGAACUCACCGCCCACCUGGCUGACAGCAAGGAGAAGGUAGCCCAGCUGGAUGCUCAGCUGAAGGCAAAGACAGAGAUGCUGCUGUCUACAGAGGCAGCCAAGGCUGCACAGAAAGCUAACCUGGAAAACAGCCUGGAGACGGCCCAGCAUGCACUGCAGGACAAGCAGCAGGAGCUGAAUAAAGUUCAGAAGAAGGUGGAGGAGCAAGCCCAAAAGCUUAAGGAGAGACAGGAGCAGGGCUCACAGCUGGACUCCAGUCUGAAGGAAUGCAAAGACAAACUCCUGGCCUCAGAACAGCGUAUAGAGCAGCUGGAGGCACUCAAUAAGAAAUUGGAGUCUCAGGUUGGGGAGGUGCAGGCCUCACGGGACCAGGUGCAGCAAGAAGUGCAGAAGCUGCUUAAGGAGGGGUCAGAGGUCAAACGGAAAGCAAAGGAGCUGCACCGCUCACUGGAGACGGAGAAAGCAGGGGCUGCAACACUACAGGAGGAGUGGAAGAAAAAUGCAGCUGCUUUGGGCGACGUUCAGCAGCAGCUGGAGCGCAGUGAGCAGGACAAAGCUGCUCUGCAGGUGAACCUGGACAAGGUGACCCAGGAGGGGAAGACUCAGCAUGCAGAUCUGGACAGGAGAGCUCAGAGCCUGACUGCAGACCUACAGAAGGCCCAGCAGGAGAAAGAGGCUCAGAAGAAGGAGCUUUCCUCAACACAGGAGAGCCUAGGAAAGGCUAAAAAAGCUCUGAAAGAGAGUCAGAGUCAACUGGACACGGAGAGGAAGAACCACAAGUCAGCCAUGGAGGAGAGGGAGAAGGCCAAUGAGAAGGCCAGACAGGAGCUUCUUAAGAGUAACGAUGCCAUCACCAAGGCAAUGAAAGAAUCUAAAGAGCAGUUGGAGCAGUCGGGAGAGGCAGAGAAAAAGUUGAAAGUGCAGCUGAGCACGUUGGAGCAGCAGCGCUCUAAGGCUCAGGGGACACUGACGGUGAAAGAGAAGGAGUUAGAGAAGCUGCGGGCUCAACUGAAGACAGCCCAGGGGUCCUUUGAGGAGGAGAGGAGGAAAAUGAAGGCCCAAGUUGCAGAGUUACAAGAAAGUAAUGUCAAGAAGGCAGAGGAUGAGAGUACGUUGAGGGCGCAGGUGUCAGCGCUCGGCCAGGAGCUGGGCUCUGAGAGAGGUCGGACUACAGAUCUGCAGAAGGGUUUGGAGCAAAACAAGGAGAGCCUCACUACGCUUCAGUCUGACUUCUACGGCAAGGAGUCGGAGGUGUCGGCCCUGCGCCAGGACAUGAGGGCGUCGGAGGAGAAGCUGAGCGUGGCUCAGGAAGAGCUGGCUGCUAACCGGACCCAUCAGAGCGGUUUAGAGACUCAGAUCCAGGAUCUGCAGACGGGCCGGGGCUCGCUGGAGAAGGAGCUGGCUCAACGGGACCAGAAGCUCCAACAGCAAGAACAAACCCUUAGCGAGCUUCAGCAGCAACAGAGUCAUGUAAAGGAGGAACUGGAGAAGGAGAGAAGCAAAGCAGAGGAGCUGAACAAAGCCAAGAGUGUCCUGGAGAAGAAUAACACCAGACUGAGUUCGGAAUUAAAAGCUCUCGCCGAGAAGAACGAGAAGGAGCUGGUAGAGCUGCGGGAAGCCAAACAGCUGUUGAUCCAGCAGAAACUGGAGCUGCAGGGUCGGGUGGAGGCCGCACAGAAGACCCUGGUGAAUGAGCAGAAAGAGCACAAGACCAGCCGGGACAGCAGGAGCCAGAGAGAGGAGCAGCUCCUCGCACAAACCAAGGGGGCCCAGGAGCAGUUGUCGGCGGAGAAGCGAGCCAGACAGGAGCAGGUGAAGCGCGGGGAGGAGGCGGAGGCUAAGAUGGGGGUGCAGGUGACCGCUCUGAACGAGAACGUGGCCACGCUGAAGAGAGAGUGGCAGGGCAGCCAGCGCAGGGUGGGGGAGCUGGAGAAGCAGACGGACGAGCUGAGAGGAGAGAUCGCCGUGCUGGAGGCCACGGUGCAGAACAACCAGGACGAGAGGAGGGCGCUGCUGGAGAGGUGUGUGAAGGGGGAAGGCGAGAUAGAGAAGCUGCAGGCCAAGGUGGUGGAGCUGAGGAGGAAAGUGGACGACACGACGGCCGCCAUGCAGGAGCUGGGCAGAGAGAACCAGUCGCUACAGAUCAAACAGUCCCAAAGUCUGACCAGGAAGUGGGCUGAGGACCAAGAGGUGCAGAACUGCAUGUCCUGUGGGAAGGGCUUCAGUGUGACUGUCAGGAAGCACCACUGCAGACAUUGUGGGAACAUUUUCUGCAACGAGUGUUCAGCGAAGAACGCCCUCACGCCGUCCUCUAAAAAGCCAGUCCGGGUCUGUGAGACGUGCUUUGAGGAUCUCCAAUGAUGAUUCGCCUCUCCCCCCUUUACCUCCCCCAAACCCCCUUACCCUCCCCCUCUUACUUCAGCGGGCAGAAGAAGGCGUCUCUGUCAUAUUUAAUGUGCACUAUUGAGGACAGACCCUGGGCAGAGACUCCCACCAGUGUGUGACGUCUGGCUCUGGUGGGAUAGGGAAACAACUGAGGAGACCCCAGAGCUGUGUGACUGGGGGGGGGGUAGGUUGGUUGGGAUUGUCUGUAUCGGUUUUUGUGCCUUUGCUACUCCUGUGGACUGCCAGAACGCGGAGACACUGAGAGCUUAACACCGCCCAUCUCUUUAAGUUUGCAUUCACAUCUCCGCGGCUGUUUGGAAUUAUUAGAAAGUGCAGGGGGUCGCUGUGUUUGUCGUAGGGUGAUUGACAUCUGCCGUCAGGAGGCGGGACACUGAGGGAAGUGAAAUGUUGUAGAGGAAGUGUUGAAAGUCACUGCUGCCCUACAAAGGUAAAUGCAGGAAACUGAAAGACGGCUUUGUCAAGAAAAUAACAUCUGUAAAUACCAAAUAUGACAUAUUUUAGUAUAACUGCAUCGCACCGAUCACUAAGAAAUGCAAAAUUUGAUGUUUUUUUUUUAUGAAAGGUAAACUCAAGUUAUCGGUACUAAAUAUUUUUUAUUUGGGAUUUUUUUCUUUUACGUGUCAAUACACAAGUGUGUUAUUUUAUUGUUUUUUGAGGAACCUCAUUUAAAUGACCUCUAGGAAAUCUUUGUUCUUGCGUUAACAGAAUAACAUGCUCAGUCAGUUGGCCCCUACACAACUCGUCCAAAAGUUGCUCAUUUAAUGUUUUCAUUUAAUGUUUCAUGGACAGGAUUUCAUUAAAAUGUAAGAUGUUAAAUGUCAAAAUACACAUUCUAUUUUGCAAAUUCACAUUGGUAUAGAGCAAUGGUCCCCUUUUUAAUAACAUUGUGCUGUACAGUAUAACGCAUUCAAUCAUAAUCUUUGGUAUUAUGAAUGUUCAAUUGUAAAAACUAAAACUGCUCUUCAGAAAAAAAAGGAAUGAGUUGAUUUAUGCACCAGCGAUUUCUCUGUACAGGACUUUUGACGUUGAAUCAGUUACUGCAUGUUCCCUUUGUUCGGCAGUGCGUGUGUGUUGUUUAUUAUUAUUGAUGUAUUCAGCCGAAUUCAUGACCAAAGAAUGUCUGCAGCAGGAAAACAGCGGAGAUGAAAACCCUGAACUCGUUUCAUGUCAGUAUUUUUCUAAGCGUCUCUUAAGAAGCUUUGAGUUUUAAAUGACGGGGUCCUACAUUUGUAUCUGGAAACAGCAUGGAUGACGACCUGAGAGGCUUUUUAUGCGCAGCCACAUUUCUCUUUGCGUGUUCAUUUCUGCAAAUGGUGGUGCUUUCUGCAGACUGUUAAAGCAGUCACUAAAGAUGCCUGCAUGUACAUUUUAACAUUUGAUUAUUUUUGCUGCUUGUCUCCACUGUGUGUGUGUGUGUGUGUGUGUGUGUGUGUGUG